Molecule: messenger RNA, 1878 nt
Organism: Lactuca virosa
Lineage: Eukaryota; Viridiplantae; Streptophyta; Magnoliopsida; Asterales; Asteraceae
Source: the annotation of a GenBank genome assembly
GGUUUUCUUCGCUCCCGGCGAAUUGUGGGGGAAUAUACUGCUAGACAUCACUUUCAGUCGCCGUCUCCGGCCCGAAUGAGGUCUCGCCUCCCUCCUAUCCUCCUCCGCAACCUUCAUUCUUCUUUAGACGUCUCCUCCAUGGCGGCGGCCGGUUUCAUCUUCCGAACCCUCUCCACACACUCACUCACGGCCCCAUCCAAACUCCCAUCGUUACCUUCAUUGGUCUCUCAUUGUCGCUCUAAUCUUUCGUAUUCGACUUCUUCUUCUUCUCCAUUGUUUGGUGGUUUAUUCGGUGCUCACCGUUGCAGAGAUGGAGAUUGGAUUCUUUCGAGAAGGUUGGGAGGGAAAGUACUGGCGUCGCAGCGAGGGUACAGGAAGGUGCGGGGUCGCCCGUCGGCCAGGAAGAAGGACAAGAGGAAGGAGUUGGAGCUCGAUGUUAGAAUUGGUAUCGAAGAACAAUUGCCCGAUGAUUCUGAAAUUCUGGAUAUUGCAGAAAUGCUUCGUCUAAAUGUUCCAAUGGCAAUGAAACUAGCAUUUGAUGGUUUAAAAGAUUCAGAUCACAAAACAAGAGAUUCUUCUGUUGAUAAUGUUGGCCAAUUCGAGAGUGUCGAGUUAUCAAUACUUCUAUGCAAUGAUGAGUUCAUCCGUGAGCUUAAUAAAGAUUGGAGGAACGAAGACCAUGCUACUGAUGUUCUCUCCAUGUCUCAACAUGUCCCUGAACUCAAGCUUCCAAUGCUAAUGUUGGGUGACAUCAUCAUUUCAGUGGAAACAGCAGCAAGACAAGCAGAGGAAAGAGGGCACACUCUUCUUGAUGAGAUUCGUGUUCUUAUGGUCCAUGGAUUGUUGCAUCUUUUGGGAUUUGAUCAUGAGCUUAAUGAAGAAGCUGAAGCAGAAAUGGAGGAGGAAGAAGAACGUCUUUUGAAGAGUCUUGGAUGGAAAGGAAAAGGAUUGAUACAAAGUGCAUCUUCUGUUGAAUCUGAUGAAACCCUUUUACCAAAGAUUUCUGAUGGAAGAAAGAAAGCUGGCAGUCUUCGAUUCUACAAACCAAAAUUCAGCUAUAUCUUCUGUGACAUGGAUGGUACACUGCUGAAUAGCAAAAGUCAAAUUUCUGCUACAAAUGCUGAGGCUUUAAGAGAGGCUUCAUCAAGAGGUGUAAAAGUUGUUAUAGCCACCGGAAAAACUCGUCCAGCUGCUAUAGCUCUUUUGAAGAUGGUGGAUUUAGCAGGUAGAGAUGGAAUUGCCUCAGAGUAUUCACCAGGUGUUUUCAUUCAGGGUUUGCUUGUUUAUGGCAAACAAGGACGUGAAAUUCACAGAAGAAAUUUGGAUCCACAUGUUUGCAAAGAGGCAUUUGAUUACUCAGUGGAACACAAUGUUCCACUCAUUGCAUUCAGUGAGAAUCGUUGCUUGACCUUGUUCAGUCAUCCUCUUGUGGACGCCCUCCACACGAUAUAUCAUGAGCCAAGGGCAGAAGUUAUGGGUUCAGUGGAGGAUCUGUUAAGCAGUGGUGAUGUGCAGAAGGUGUUGUUUUUGGACACUGCUGAAGGGGUGUCUGGAAGACUGAGGCCAUAUUGGUCAGAAGCGAUAAAAGGAGGUCGUGCAUCUGUUGUUCAAGCACAGCCAGAUAUGCUUGAGAUAGUGCCAGCUGGCACUUCAAAGGGGAGUGGGGUCCGCAUGCUGCUUGACCAUUUUGGUGUUGGAGCAGAUGAGGUGAUGGCGAUUGGUGAUGGGGAGAAUGAUGUGGAGAUGAUUGAGUUGGCUUCUUUAGGGGUGGCUUUGAGUAAUGGAUCUGAGAAGACAAAAGCUGUUGCUGAUGUGAUUGGUGUUAGUAAUGAUGAAGAUGGAGUUGCUGAUGCUAUUUAUAGGCAGUCGUUUUCAUAG